Pocillopora verrucosa is the source of this 1907-nucleotide messenger RNA. Its product is annotated as endoplasmic reticulum-Golgi intermediate compartment protein 2. NCBI's taxonomy places the organism in Eukaryota, Metazoa, Cnidaria, Anthozoa, Scleractinia, Pocilloporidae. Gene Ontology annotation, biological process: retrograde vesicle-mediated transport, Golgi to endoplasmic reticulum; endoplasmic reticulum to Golgi vesicle-mediated transport. The record is from RefSeq and is a predicted model, not a curated record. Gene Ontology annotation, cellular component: membrane; COPII-coated ER to Golgi transport vesicle; endoplasmic reticulum.
AUGGCGUCUUCUGGAGAGGAAUAUUGUUAUUGUGGCUCACAAUUGGUCCUCCAAUUUUAAGGUUUACCGAAGGACAGUAAAAGUGAUACCAGCAAUUAUCAACAUAAUCUUAUAAACAAUUUUUUUUGCAAAAUGCGUCGGGCAGGCGCAGCUAGAAAUCGAAAACAAACUUUGAAAGUUUUAAAGGAACUCGAUGCUUUCCCAAAAGUUCCUGAAAAUUAUCAAGAAACAUCCGCUAGUGGUGGUUCAGUGUCCAUCAUUAUUUUCUUAUUUAUUGGAAUUCUUGUGACAUCCGAGUUCUGGUAUUACAGAGGAGUUGAAACCAAAUAUGAUUAUGAAGUUGACACAGAUACUGACAGUAAACUUCAAAUAAAUGUUGAUAUGACGGUAGCAAUGCAAUGUGAUGAUAUUGGAGCAGAUGUAUUGGAUUUAUCUGGCUCUUCAUUAGAAUUAGGAGACAAACUUGCUUUAGAACCUACGUACUUUGAGUUAACUGAGGAUCAAAUGAGUUGGUUGAGAAUGUUUAGACAUAUGCAUGCAUUUGUGGAGGGCUACAGAGCGCUGAAGGUCCUUGAGGAGUUUAACAAUAAUGGACCCACCUACAUGCCUAGAAGAAAGGAUGGAGAAAAACAAGACAAACCUUAUGAUGCUUGUCGAGUCCAUGGUUCCUUUGAGGUUAACAAAGUGGCUGGAAAUUUUCACAUUACAGCUGGCAAGUCCAUUUAUCACCCCAGAGGACAUGCCCAUCUGAGUGCUUUUGUGCCAUCUGAUUCAUUUAACUAUUCUCACAGGAUUGAUGCUCUCUCCUUUGGUCCCUGGGCACCUGGUCAUAUAAACCCACUUGAUGGAGAUCUUGUGACAACAGACAAAAAACUGCAGAUGUACCAAUAUUACAUUAAGAUUGUACCAACCACAAUCAAAUCACUAAAUGGUCAAGUUACAAAGACAAACCAAUACUCAGUAACACAAAGGAUCCGAGAAAUAAAUCAUGAGGCGGGAAGCCAUGGAAUUUCUGGAAUCUUCUUUAAAUAUGACAUGUCAUCCAUAAUGGUACGAGUUGAAAGUCGUCACAGAUCAUUCUGGGGUUUCUUGGUACGUCUUUGUGGAAUUGUAGGAGGCAUAUUUGCCACUUCAGGCAUGAUGCACUCACUCAUUGGUUUCUUGUUUGAUGUAAUAACUUGCCAGUUUCAGAAGAAAAAAGAGGAAAAGUCCCUCAAAAUGUCACAGAUCCCCUCAGAAACAUCUGUAGUCCAGCCAAAUGGCUUAUCACCUGAACAACCAUCACAGAGCCAAGAGCCUGUUGUCAGCUUUUCCCAUGAAGGAGUAGAUCCAAGUGUUAAUGUUGUUCCACCAGCAAAUGAGGCGUUAACAAACCAAUCACCAGUGAUAACAUGAUACAAGUGGACUCAAUUGAAAAAUUUAGUGACUUUAAGAUUCUUAUCCUCCUUCAUUUUAAUGAAAACUUGGGAAAUUCCUGAAGUCAUUCCCCAUAACAAAGAUUUAUUGUGACUGUCACAGAUCUUUUUAGAAAAUCAACUACCAUCAUCAUAAACACAUUGUUGCACACCCCAAGCCCUCUUGUGCAUUGACUUGUACUGAAAUACCACUGCUUUAUUAUCCAACUUAAAGUCUGAAAAAGAAUGUAAAUAUACUAGCCAGAACAUUUCUUCAGUUUUUAAUUACUUUUGAAGCCUUUGGAAAGAAAAUUAAAUAUAAACUAAAACCUGCGUUACAGGGGGGAAUCCUCAUGAGUCACUAACAUUGUACCAAAAAAGGUGUUAUGAUGUUUUUGUGUUUUGAUAAACUGAAUGAGAACUUAUUUGUUUUAUUUCCAAUCCUAUGAGGUGCAUGUAACAAUUCUUCAUCAACAAUGAAUUGCUUAUUUAGAUUAAAAUCCCACAAAGGUA